Molecule: messenger RNA, 4353 nt
Organism: Trifolium pratense (red clover)
Lineage: Eukaryota; Viridiplantae; Streptophyta; Magnoliopsida; Fabales; Fabaceae
Exons: 26
Coding region: 160-3981 (1273 amino acids)
Cellular component (GO): mitochondrial outer membrane
Molecular function (GO): ATP hydrolysis activity; protein binding; ATP binding
Source: RefSeq, a predicted model, not a curated record
AAAAAAAUAAAAUUAAUCAAUUAAUAUAUAUACUAUACCAAUAACUAAAAAUAUUAAAAUCAUUGAAUAUCUCUUCUCUUCAUUCACUCUUGGUUUCUCUUUCUCUAUUUUCUCUCUGUGUAUCGUUUGAAGCCAUAACAAGAAGAGAAAGAAAGAACCAUGGUUUCAACGAGACGCAACAGUGGUGGAUCUUUCCCUUCCAACAAUAACAACAACAACAACAACAACAACUCUAAAAGACCUUCUUCAUCUUCCGAUGACAAACCUCCUUCUUCUCCUUCUCCUAAGCGUCAAAAGGCUGACAAUGGUGCUACUGCUGCUGAGAAACCGAUUUCUCCGGCGGAGAAUUCCAAGGAUUUCUCUACUCCUGACCCUCCCGCCGAUCCCGGAGAAUGUCGUGACACCGAUGCUCAGAUCGAUGAACCGGCAGUAACUGCUGAUGAUAAAACCGAUGCAACUCCACCGAUCGCUGACGGUUCUUCGCCGACUCUGGUAGCUGAUAAACCUAGGGCUUCGUUUUCUUCAUGGAGUAUAUAUCAGAAGCAAAACCCGAACCUUGAGUCUUCAGCUCCAUGGUGUCGGCUUCUGUCUCAGUCUGCACAGCAUCCAAAUGUUUCCAUUUGCAUACCCAACUUUACUAUUGGCUCUAGCAGAAAUUGCAACUUUCAUUUGAAGGAUCAUACUAUAAGUGGAAAUUUAUGCAAGAUCAAACAUACACAGCGCGAGGGACUUGAUGCGGCUGUGCUAGAAAGUACGGGUAGCAAAGGAUCUGUGCUAGUUAAUGGGACACUUGUCAAGAAGAAUAACUGCUGCGCGCUUAACUCAGGCGAUGAGGUGGUUUUUGGCUUGCAUGGAAAUCAUUCUUAUAUUUUUCAGCAAGUAAACACCGAGGUUGCAGUUAAGGGUGCAGAAGUUCAGAGUGGUGUUGGUAAAUUUAUGCAACUUGAAAGGAGAAGCGGCGACCCUUCAGCCGUGGCUGGGGCUUCUAUCUUGGCUUCUCUUUCUAAUCUCAGGCAGGAUCUUACAAGAUGGAAGUCUCCAUCUCAGACUGCCAGUAAACCUCACCAGGCUGCUGAUGUUUCUAUUCAUACUGUUCUCCCUGAUGGCACAGAAAUUGAGCUUGAUGGCCUGGAAGGAAACACAACUCCAAAUAUAGGAACUGAUAAAGCUGCUGAUGCUGAGGCUAGCAACAAGAACUCUCCUAUGGAAUGCGAUCCAGAGGAUGCGGGCGCAGAGCCAGGCAAUGUAAAAUUCUCUGGGGUGAAUGAUUUGCUAAGGCCUUUCUUCAGGAUUCUAGCUGGAUCUACUACUUGUAAACUGAAAUUGAGCAAAAGUAUCUGUAAACAGGUAUUGGAAGAAAGAAAUGGGGCGGAGGACACACAGGCUGCAUCGACUUCUGGUACAUCUGUACGCUGUUCAGUUUUUAAAGAAGAUGCUCAUGCUGCAAUACUGGAUGAAAAAGAACUAGAAGUGUCCUUUGACAACUUCCCAUACUAUUUAAGUGAGAAUACAAAAAAUGUCCUGAUUGCAGCUUGCUUUAUACACCUGAAGCAUAAAGAACAUGCAAAGUACACCACAGAUCUUACCACCGUAAAUCCUCGUAUUCUACUUUCAGGACCUGCAGGGUCAGAAAUAUAUCAGGAGAUGCUUGUAAAAGCACUUGCUAAAUACUUUGGUGCUAAAUUGCUCAUAUUUGAUAGCCAGUCACUUUUGGGUGGUUUAUCUUCUAAGGAAGCUGAACUGCUCAAAGAUGGAUUUAAUGCUGAGAAAUCUUGCAGUCCUACAGCCACAGACGCGACUAAGCGCACGGAUCCACCAGCUAGUGAAAUAGAUACACCUAGCUCUUCAAAUGCACCUACUCCACAUGGCCUUGAAUCUCAAGCUAAGUUGGAAACUGAUAGUGUACCGUCAACGUCUGGGACACCUAAAAAUUGCUUGUUUAAACUGGGCGACCGGGUUAAGUAUAGUCCAUCUUCGGGUUGUUUGUAUCAGACAUCUUCUUCAAGGGGUCCAUCUAAUGGAAGUCGAGGGAAAGUUGUCUUAAUUUUCGAUGAUAAUCCAUUGUCAAAAAUUGGUGUAAGAUUUGAUAAACUUAUACCUGAUGGGGUUGAUCUUGGAGGUGCCUGUGAGGGGGGUCAAGGAUUUUUCUGCAACGUCACUGAUCUUCGAUUGGAAAACAGUGGCAUUGACGAACUCGACAAAUUACUUAUUAAUACAUUGUUUGAGGUUGUAACUAGUGAGAGUAGAAAUUCACCUUUCAUUUUGUUCAUGAAAGAAGCAGAAAAGUCUAUAGUAGGAAAUGGAGACCCAUAUUCAUUUAAAAGUAAGCUUGAAAUGCUUCCCGACAAUGUGGUGGUAAUAGGUUCACACACUCACACCGACAAUCGAAAGGAGAAGUCACAUCCUGGGGGUUUGCUUUUUACAAAGUUUGGCAGCAAUCAGACUGCCCUCCUUGACUUGGCUUUCCCGGAUAGUUUCGGAAGAUUACAUGAUAGGGGUAAAGAAGUCCCAAAACCAAACAAAACUUUGACCAAGUUAUUUCCAAAUAAAGUAACAAUUCACAUGCCACAGGAUGAGGCACUUCUAGCAUCAUGGAAACAGCAACUUGAUCGAGAUGUGGAGACUCUUAAAGUCAAAGGAAAUUUGCACCAUUUGCGCACCGUUUUAAGCCGCAGUGGGAUGGAAUGUGAAGGACUCGAGGCCUUGGGUGUCAAUGAUCUGACACUUACAAAUGAAAAUUCAGAGAAGAUUGUUGGUUGGGCUUUAAGCCACCAUCUGAUGCAGAAUUCAGAAGUUGACGCUGAUGCAAAGCUUGUGUUGUCUUGUGAGAGCCUCCAGUAUGGAAUUGGGAUCUUACAAGCUAUCCAGAAUGAGUCGAAGAGCCUAAAGAAGUCUCUUAAGGAUGUUGUAACAGAAAACGAGUUUGAAAAGAGGCUUUUGGGUGAUGUUAUUCCACCUAGCGACAUUGGUGUUACUUUUGAUGAUAUUGGAGCUCUUGAAAAUGUUAAGGAUACAUUGAAGGAAUUGGUGAUGCUUCCUUUACAGAGGCCCGAGCUUUUUUGCAAGGGGCAGUUAACCAAGCCAUGCAAGGGCAUCCUAUUAUUUGGUCCCCCGGGAACAGGUAAGACAAUGCUUGCCAAGGCAGUUGCUACCGACGCUGGUGCAAACUUCAUCAAUAUUUCCAUGUCAAGCAUCACAUCUAAGGUUAGAUUCGCUUCACUUUUUUUAUUUUAUUCUCUUUUUUUUAUCAGUUCAUUGUUCAUCUUGACUAGUAUUCUCCACAUUUUCCUUCAGUGGUUUGGUGAGGGUGAAAAAUACGUCAAAGCUGUUUUCUCCCUGGCAAGUAAAAUUGCUCCCAGUGUGAUAUUUGUUGAUGAAGUUGAUAGCAUGUUGGGCCGGAGGGAAAAUCCAGGGGAGCAUGAGGCCAUGCGAAAGAUGAAAAAUGAAUUCAUGGUGAACUGGGAUGGCUUACGUACAAAGGAUACUGAACGUGUUCUUGUGCUCGCAGCCACCAAUAGACCUUAUGACCUUGAUGAGGCUGUCAUACGAAGGCUGCCUCGGAGAUUAAUGGUAAAUUUACCAGAUGCUCCAAAUAGAGCAAAAAUAUUGAAAGUUAUACUGGCAAAAGAGGACCUGUCUUCUGAUGUUGAUCUGAGUGCAAUUGCAAGUAUGACUGACGGAUAUUCUGGAAGUGAUCUUAAGAACUUAUGUGUAACCGCCGCACACCGUCCUAUUAAAGAGAUACUAGAAAAGGAAAAAAAGGAACUUGCUGCUGCUCUAGCAGAAGGUAGACCUGCACCUGCAUUACGUGGAAGUGAUGAUAUCCGAUCUUUAAACAUGGAAGACUUCAAACAUGCUCACCAACAGGUAUGUGCAAGUGUUUCCUCUGAAUCUGUAAAUAUGACAGAGCUUGUUCAAUGGAAUGAACUCUACGGUGAAGGUGGUUCAAGAGUUAAGAAAGCACUAAGUUAUUUCAUGUGAGUUUCUCAUUUGUACAAAAUGUUCCCCCCAUCACUGCCUCCUGCAGAAAGCAUGCGUAUUUGUAGUUUUGCUCGUCUGUUGAGACUUGCAGGGCUUGCUGCUGAGCCAUUUCGUUGUAAAAUGAAAUAUAGGUUUUCUAUGUUAUUUAUUUUUUGUUACCUGUGGGAUGGUGGGUUUUGAAAGGAGUGGAGCUUUAGUGAAAUUUGGCAAAGGCUCUGCUUAUUAUUAUUUUGUUCCUCGUCCCCCGACUACCAAUGCAGAAGAUGUGUUGAAAGUUUUUUUUUAUUUCUAAGUGUCGCUAGAGAACAUGACCCUGUGAAAAUAUUGUUCACUCCUAAUGGAAUUUGCUGAAACAAUAUACAUUUAGAUCAU